Molecule: messenger RNA, 6652 nt
Organism: Pocillopora meandrina
Lineage: Eukaryota; Metazoa; Cnidaria; Anthozoa; Scleractinia; Pocilloporidae
Source: the annotation of a GenBank genome assembly
UGCUCUCCGGAUUGGGUAGGUGAUUUUAAACAGUCCAUUUCAUUCUCAGCAGUCAGCAUUCUCCUUUCCAUCACAGCAACUUUUGGGAAUUCUCUUAUCCUCAUUGCCCUUCACAAGGAAUCUUGCCUCCAUCCGCCAUCCAAACUCUUGUAUCGUUGUCUAGCAACAACUGAUCUGUUGGUUGGUCUUGUUUGCCAGCCUCUCUAUGUUAUUUAUCGGAUUUCCUUGGUUCACGAACACUGGAGUCUUUGUCGCUACGCAAACUACGCAGAUUCCAUAACAAGCUAUACAUUGUGUGGAGUUUCUCUGGUUACAACGGCCGCCAUAAGUGUGGACCGACUUCUCGCCAUGUUGUUGGGACUGAGAUACAAAGAGAUUGUAACUUUGAGGCGCACGUUUAUCAUUUUAGCUAUCGUUUGGGUUACAUGCCUAGUCAAUGGUUUAUUUGUUUUGCUCAAUUACAGUAUAACCUUUUGGUGCAGCCUUAUAGGUAUACCAUUUUGCCUGUUAAUCUCAAUCGCCGCCUACACAAAGAUUUUCCGCGCUCUCAGGCAUCAUCAGGCUCAAAUACAAGAUCAUGCUCAACAACAGCCGAGCCAUCUAAAUGCAAUGAACAUGGCACGAUACAGAAAGGCAGUGUACAGUGCACUGUGGGUGCAGUUGGCUUUAGUUGUCUGUUAUAUACCACUAAUUACAUUGCGAAUUGUGAUAUCUAGUACAAAGCAAUCUCCGAAUUUAUUAAUAUUCCUGAGAAUAGCAAUUAUCUUAGCGUACUUUAACUCUACUUUAAACCCGUUACUUUACUGCUGGAAGAUGAGUGGAGUGAGACGAGCAGUAAAGCAGACAAUCAGACAAGCAUUCUGCUAUGCGUAGGGGUAGACCUGUUUUAACUUUGGCAUGUACUGUUUCUUCUAUAGCUAAUUUGAAAAAAUAUAGUUGUUUGGAGAGAGGGAAAGAUAUGUCAUUUCAUGAUGAGAAGAGCUACUUCUAAAUAUUAAAAUGUAUUUGAAUUAUCUGACAAACAACUAACAAGUGAAAAAAUUUAGUGUAGUAGCCAUAACAAAACAAUAACAUGUCGCCAAUUUGCGCAUUUCUAAUGAAGUAGUGAAGCGGAAUCAGAGCGCGCUCAGGAUUUUUCUUUGCGAUCAAAACUGGAUGAGAUAUGUCGCCUUACCUCAGAAGUAAGAUUAAGCGAUAACGUGCUGUUAACGGAGCCAGCCGCUCGAUUAUGUCAUGAUUGGGAAUUAGCCACAAUGUUUAUAACGAAACUUUGUGAAAUAAAGAUGCGGCUUUGGUAACAUCUGUUCAAAUAUACAGAAGGAAACGUUUAGAAAAGAAAUUGAUAAUCUCUAUUUCAUAUAGAGUUAUCAUUUGAGACCAGUCGUUUGCCUAACAUUUAGCUCGCAAAUUUUAACAGAAAAAAAUUUCUUAGGGUUAGGGUUAGGAUUAAGAAAUGAUUAAAAAAACUCCAACAUGGUUAAUAAGACUAUUUGUUUUUCAGUAUGCUACUAACAUUAACGAAGGCUUUUUAGCGAGUGUCAUCAUAAGCCCACAACAUUUUGACCACUGUGAUGACGAAUAUCGUUGUCGAUAAAAGCACAGAUCACAACAAACCAUGGCCACGGUCGAUUUGUUAAAUGGAGAUUUUUCGCACACAGCCCUGUUCACUAUAAAAACCUAACUUAUAUUGUAAAUAGCCGAAGAUGAUCUGUAGAAAAAAUUGUCCCAAGAGAAGGAGAAUUUUUAUUGUUAAUGGUGUUUGAAGUAAACUGUUCACCGCUAGAUCUAUCUUCAGACUUGUUAGGGCACAAGGCAGAGUUCAAUUUAGUUUGAUCGGUAGAGAGCUUGUCAUUAUCUCAAAGUUCAGGUCAGGUGCGACACGUAGAGAACAAAGAAAAAAAUUCAAAUAUUUUUAGGGGUAACUAUGCAAAUCCAAACAUACAUUAAUUUUGAAUAGUUUUAUGUAAUCCAGUUUUCUUUUUUUCCCAAUAGCGAUAAGCGUUCUCAAAAAGGGCUUUUUACCUUCAACUAAGAUAAUACACGGCGUCCCAAGGUUGCAUGAAUUAUAUCAAAAGUCGAUAAACCACCUUAUCAGUGAAAGUUUAUUUGAGUAAGCAGGGUUGCGUUUGUUGCCGUAGUGAGAAAUAAUUCUAUCACAAAUGUGAAUUUCCUUGCCGCCUAUUGCUAAUUUAAAUUUGCAGGAAAACCCGGCCCCUAACACACCAGACAGCUAGUUUGUGAAUUUUGCAUAGUCAGACGCUACUGAUGAAGUUUUUAUGUAAUUAUUAUUCACAAAGUAAGGUUUGAAUGAUCUUGACUUGGGGGGGUGCUGUUUAGACUAAAUAUUCCUCGUUGUUACUAUGGAUAAUCUACAAAAGAGUAGAAACAACAAAGGGAUGUUACCUUUUGCCUUCUCGAUAUCGUCUGGUGUCGCUGGUUUAUGUUACAUUUUAGGCUAUACCGAUUAGAUAUGUGACACGGCCAUAUAAUAUAGGGCCUAUCUAUGCCACAUAUGGGAUGUCAGUGGUUCACGAACACUGGAGUCUUUGCCGAUACUCAUUUCACGCAACAGGCGCAACAGGCUAUGUAUUUUUAAUUUUCUUUAUAAAGAUGUGGACUUUGUUUUCAUCUGUUUAAAUAUUUUAAGGUCAAUGAUUAGAGAAGAAGUUGAUUAUCAGAUAGAUUUAUCGUUUGAGAGGAAUCGUUUGUCGGAGAGCAAGUUUGCAAAUUAUGACAGAAGAAGCUUGUGAUAAGAAAUAGUUCAAAAACUCUAACAUGGUUGAUAAAACUGGCUUUUUUCAGUCUGUUACCAGCAUCAAUUAAGACUGUCUAUCGAGUGCAAAAUUGUAGAAGGUUAUCCAUAGAUUUAUUUGAGAAAAUAAUUUUAAAGACACUUUUAUUAUCAAUUUCGAAUAUUCAAGAAGAUUUCGUGACUUUACUACAGGCCAUCUGCACACAGCUGGUCUUACGAGAAAACAUCCUCUCAUUCUAAUGACAAUCGAGCAAAACCCCCUCUCGAGUACCUACUACUGCUCUUUGUUAAAAAUGUAGACUAGCUAUUCAUAGCAAGGAUCAUUUCCGCGCUUGAAUUUCAUGAUGGUCGAAAAAUGAUUUACGUCCUUAAAAUUCUGGAAAAAAAAAUAGGUAUUUUGAAAGUCGUAGAUGUUUGCAUGGUUCAAAAACUAGCACGCUCUGAUAUUUUUAUGUGGUUUCCUUUAUUAUUUCCCUUUCGUCCUCGGGACCGUUAUAAUUACUAAUAUCACGGAAUAAAUAAGAGGUUGUAUGCAAAUUUUUGAUAAGUUAAUAAUAUGAAAAGGUAUACCACAUAGACAAAAUGAGAGUCAAAUAAAUUUGGUCAGCUGUGUUUAAAAAAUCAAAAAUUUUUCAUCGAUCGACUGAUUUUCGACCGCAAUUUUUAGAUAUCAUGAACUUAUGUUCUCAAAUACUCCAGGGAAUUUUAAAAUGCUCUUUUUUUUUACUUUGUCUUGCUGAGUCAUGGUCUCAGCCAGGCAAGCCAAGCUGACACUGAUCUUUCAGUAGAAUUGAUGAAAUGAUGUAGAAUGUCGCAGGCUGUUGAGCAUAUCUCUAUAAGCAGAGCUCAUAUUUAGCUGUUGUUUAUUAUUACAAGCCUUUUCCAGUCAUUCGUUUAGUAAAACGUAGCGAAAUUGUACACGGCACGAUAGCAGUGGUGGAGUGAAAAACGGGGGAGGUUUCGGUCGGAUCGGGUCGGGUGAAUGCCAUUCUUCCCCGACUCGACCCAAGCCUCACUCUUUUUUCGUUCCGCCCUGACUAUCGCGCCGUUUACUGAGCACUUCGUUUUGCUAGCUGAACGUCUCGAACAAGCAACGUUAUCACUCGAUAAGUUGUCAAUAAAAGCUGUGAUGCAGACUUCGAGUGAAUGCUACAGGCAUUUUCUUCGAGUGAGCAGUGGAGCCACUUUAUCACGAAAGAGGAAUCGAGAUACUUUGUACAUAACAACUUUAAUUUUUACUACGAUGUUUUGCAAUCAGAUAACUAAUCAACAGAGAAAUUAAUUUACCCAACUUAACGCUUUAUAAAGCAAACAAUAUAUUUAAAAAGGUUUUUGUAGCUUUAUGCUUUGCGCCUAUUGUAAUGGGGCGGACGCUGACAUUAAUUGAAUCCAACAACGUCAUAUCGGAGAAAUGUUUUAUAUUGACGGGACCUCCAAGCGUCCAUCGAAUCUCAAUUGAGUUAUUUAACUUGAAAGUUUAUAAAAACUGAAAUACAAUAAAUUAAAAAAAAGCCAUUAUCAUACAAUACACACUGAUCGAAAUAUUCUAAACUCGAACACGAGGGGCGUGUAUACAGAUAAAUCAAAUCAACACAAAUAUCCUAAGCGAAACAAAACUACCUUUGAUUGUACUCGUUUCGGUAUAUAACUAGAUACAUAGAUAGAUUCUUUGUUGAAAUACAUCGCAGCUCGUAGAGCUUAAUUUACGUAUUUUCAUUAAAAUUCUAAUUGAAUGUACAAACUUACAAAUUUAAUAAUACCUAAGAGCUAAUGAUAGUAAUAUCUAAAAAAUUUAAAAACUAUAAACAUCUUGUUGAAAUCAUAUUGUGAAAAGUCUAAUAAUUUGAACAUUAUUCACUAGGGCACAUGAAGCCAUAAUAAAACUAUUCUUAAAUCUGUUUGUUUUACAGCGCGGUAUGCCGAAGGAUCGCGCGUGCCUAAUAUUUUACUUGCUCUCAUGUAGAGGCGGUUAGUAAUUUCCUGAGUUUAUGGCCGCUGUCAUUGAAAAUACUUUCAAACGUACGCUUGCAAAUAUCUCUGUGAUGCUCCGCUACGGACGGUAGGUUCGAUAGCGCAAACGCGUGCUGAUAUUCCAUGCCAGGGCAGAUGAUUCGCAUUGCCCUUUUCUGAUCUAAUCGAUAACGGAGCGCACACGUGAUGUUGAAAAGACAAAGAUCUUUCUGAGAAACGCGGGCUCUUUUAAGCUGGAUGAGAAAAUAGAGCCGCUUAGCUGCCGUUUUUAUCACUUCUGUGAUAUGUGCGUUCCAAGUUAGGUCACUUGAAAUAGUUACACCUAGGAGUUUAGCAUCAGUAACAACCUUUAUGCACUCUCCUCUGAUAACUACGGGAGGGGAAUCAUGACUAACUGAAGCAAAAGAAAUGCGAAGUUCCUUACAUUUGUCAGUAUUUAGUUUGACUCUACUUCUGUUAGACCAGUCUGCUACCUCAUCUGCUACAGUUUGCGCAUUGCUCACUUUUCCUUUCCUAAUUACUUCAGAUGUCAUCGUGUCGUCUACGUAUUUCCAAAGUGAUGAAUUACAAAUUGCUAGGUCACUAAUCAUGAUUAAAAACAACCAUGGACCUACAGAACUACAGAAAUAAACCAAAUGACUUACCUCUUUCGUCGUUCUAUUAAUUACUGUAAUAUUUCAACAAUUCUUCGAUCUAUCUCCUCUUCUGACUGUACUUGCAACUCACACGCGUCUCGUGGCCGAAUGAAACUCGAAAGUAUGUCACACAAAACAAAAGGGUAUUGAAAGUCACGCAAAUCCCAACUAAAAAUAGCCUUUGCGACACCUACGAAAUAACUGAAUAUUUUUAUUCGGUAGCAAAGCCGUAUUGUAAAAAAAAGCUCGUAUAGUUUUUCGAAAGCACAAAAACAAAAUCUUGGCUAAAUUAACAUGGUAUUGGUGAACAUAUAUUCCUUCAAAGGAAGUCUUCAAACUGCUUCCUGACCGUGUAAAAUCUGCCCUAUAACCUUUCUGCUUUUCAGUUUGUCGUUCGUAUGUGAGUAAGUCCCGAGAUCACAACAUUGGCACAAGCACUUCGUCAUCUGUCAAUAGCUUUCAGAAAGGGUUUUCCUCAGUCAAACACUGAGUUUUCCACCAUUUAUUUUGACACACUGAUCACAGAGAGUAUAAAUUUGUCCCUGUUAUACGAUGCCAUAUCCAAAAUGGUCGUCUAACAUUUUGAUAAACAGGUAACUAAUACAAAGAGCAUGAUUCAGAAGCAAAAUUCCGCCUUAAAACCAGAAAAUGUCUCCCGCGGAAGGAAUAUUUGAAUUAUUUAUGAUCUUUUGAGCAACAUUCCCACCCUAGCCCAUUGAUCUAUCUUGCGACCUUACAGGGUAUAACGGCAGGAUAAAUUGUCGCUGAACAACUGAUUCCCUUUUAGGAUGGUUAUUUAAUGCAAGGUACACAUGCCAACCUCUGUGGAAAAUAUUUAUGUGCUUUGUGGCACAACGGACUCUUGAUAUCGUUUGGGCUUCUCAAACUGGGUAGGUAAUACGGUUUUAAUGCUUGAGGAUACAUGCAUAAAAGGUGAGAUCGAAGCCAAGGUGGAUGUGAAGUUGUUGUGAAGGCGAAAUAUCUCUGUUAUACCCAUAGAAAAGUAGAUACUGAUGAUGCCGACCACAAAUUUAACUGCAUUUGAAAGGCAAGCAAAAACAUUUGAAGACCUAGUUUUCUCGCCAUCAUAAGCAGGUAGAUGUGACAACAAUCACUUUAUUUUACGGAAGUCCACAUUCUCCUCUCGCUCAUGGCAUUUUUGGGGAACUUUCUCAUCCUUAUUGCCUUUCACAAAGUAUCUUCCCUUCAUCCGCCGUCCAAACUCUUGUAUCGUUGUUUGGAAACAACUGAUCUGUUAGUUAGCAUUGUCAGCCAGCCUCUCAUUGCCCCUUAU